This is a messenger RNA of Dictyostelium discoideum AX4, 1107 nucleotides long. RefSeq lists its product as hypothetical. The transcript has a single exon. NCBI's taxonomy places the organism in Eukaryota, Evosea, Eumycetozoa, Dictyosteliales, Dictyosteliaceae. The record is from RefSeq and is a predicted model, not a curated record. Gene Ontology annotation, molecular function: calcium ion binding. The coding region runs from base 1 to 1107 and encodes 368 amino acids.
AUGGAGCCAAUUGAAGAAACAUCUAUUCAAACUGAAAAAUCAGUAGAGUUAACUCAAGAAAAAGAUACUUCAACAACAACAACAACAACAACCAAAACAACAACAACCAAAACAACAUCAAAUAAAGAAAUUAAAAAAAAUAUUAUUUCAUUAACAACAACAACAACAAGAGGUCAAAAAAGAGCAAAAAUAACUUUUGAUUAUUUAUUUGGUAAUAUUAUAAAUAGUAAAGAUGAUAUUCAAACUUUAAUUGGUUAUGAAUUUGUUGGACCAACAGAAAAAGAAUUAUCAGUUUGCUUUGAACAAUUCCCAAAACAAUCAACAUCAGUUAUUACCACACAAGAUUUAACAAAUUAUCUUAAAAACAACUAUACAACUGAUCAAUUAAACAAAGUUACACCACCAAUAAAUGUUGAUAACAUUUUAGAAUCUGCUGAUCUUAAUGAAAGUGGUUCAAUUGAACUUGAUGAUUUCGUUGAUUAUAUUAAAGAGAAAAUCAUUGAAGAAUCAAUAUCAUUAGGUUUAAUUAUUGAAAUUGAAGAUGAAGAACCAAAGAAAAGAGUUAGAAAACCACCAGUCGUCGCUGUUGUUAAAGCUAAAAAGCAACCAAAAGCUGAAAAAUUAAAAAAGAAAUCAAAAGUUGAAAAAGUUUCAAAAAAAGUUUCAAAAAAAGAAAUCGCCACCAAAGGAGUAAAAACACCAAAAUCACCAAUAAAAUCACCAAAAAAAACAACAACAAAAACUCUAAAAACUGUUAAACCAAAGAAAUCAAAUCUCAAAUAUAAUUUUGAAAAGAAUACCACUACCACUACUUCAUCAACUGAAUUAAAUAAUCAACUUGAAGGUAACAAUCUUAGUGGUGAAGGUAAAAUGAUUCCAAAAUGGCAAUACAAAUUCUCAAAUAAUUGGAUGGAUUAUACUGAAGCUGCCUCUGCUAUCACUGAACAAGCAUACCAAGAUUGGUUAUUAAAUAGUUUUAUUGAUGUUAGAUCGGUUCAAUCUGGUCAAUGGUGUUACCAAAUUGAUUUUAAACAAAUGACUCAAACAAAUAUUCAGCAUCAUGAUCAUACUUCUCGUCAAAUUAGAAGAAUUGUUCAAAAUGUUUAA